This is a messenger RNA of Funneliformis caledonium, 345 nucleotides long. The record is from the annotation of a GenBank genome assembly. NCBI's taxonomy places the organism in Eukaryota, Fungi, Glomeromycota, Glomeromycetes, Glomerales, Glomeraceae.
AAGAUUGGCAAUCAUUUCAGCAUUAUUAACAUAAACAAAGAAGGACAUGAACUUUUUGCCGUCACCUACAACCAAAAUUCUGAACUUACCUUAGAACCGUAUAAUCCAUAUGUUCCUUCGCCACAAUCACAAAGAUUUUAUAUCGGUAAUAAAUCAGGUCAGCCGCAUCCUCCGCUUCCUAUGGCCAUUAAGUCUUGUUUAGACGCAGGACACCAUAUUGUUGCCAGGGAUGGAGCAAGUGAAGAUUCACCGCUCUUAACCAAAGAAUUCGAAGAAAUGCAACCGGACUUACCUAUGAGCGAUCCAAUGCAUGAAAAAUUGGGUGUGCUGUGUGGUAUCGUAUAA